Drosophila kikkawai is the source of this 974-nucleotide messenger RNA. RefSeq lists its product as uncharacterized. The record is from RefSeq and is a predicted model, not a curated record. Lineage: Eukaryota; Metazoa; Arthropoda; Insecta; Diptera; Drosophilidae.
AGAAAUCCACACACCUUUGCCUAAUAAGUUAUUAUUGAACCAACUAAAUUCUUAGACUUUCGGCUUUACUUUUAAGUGUUGAGAAGUUUUUCUCUGCUUUUUUCCUUAAAAAUCAAUGUAUUUUUCCAGUCAAUAAAUAGUAUCUAGUACCUCCAAGGCUAAAACCGUACAAUCAUGAGUUACCGAGGAGGCAAUAUUGAUGAUUAUCUCUUGAGCUGUCAGUUGCUUCAGAGGUCCUGUAAAAGCACUGAUGAGUUGAUUCGAAGGAAUUCCGAUCUAGAAGACAGCCUCAAGCUCAUGACUCCGACAUUAGCCAGGAAUUCGGCUGCCAGCAUAGUGGAGGAGGUAACCCAGGACGUAAAACUUAAAAUGGAUCGGAUAAAAGAGGAACUGAAUGAAAGAGAGAAAUUUAUUGUGUCCAUGAAAGAGCAGUUACAUUUAGAAGUACCAAAACCAGAUCCUGAUAGGCCCAACAACCGCCUACGGCAAAAGUACAAGGAAGCUCUUAGGAAGGAUGAAAAACUCGAGGCCGAGGUCCAACGAUCCCUAACUGAAGUCAAUGUCGACAUGGAGAAGCAUGCAGCUCUGCUCAAACAAUUGCACAGCACCCAAGUAAUUGAGUAUCUGUUGAUGCAGGACCAAAUCAAGGAAAGCUUUAAAAGGGAUAUGGAUAAACUCAUGAAAAAGUUCGAUGCAGAAAUGACUCGAUUCAGGAAAGAUAACUCCGAGGUUCUGGCUCACAAGCAGGUCAAGGAGAAAAACGAUUCCUCCUCAAACUCCAGCACUCACCAGCCUUAGACUCUGAAAAUUUCUAUAUGAAUUAUACAUAUAUUUUAAUUUUAACAGAAGAAGCCUCUUUGAGCUAAGGAUAACAGAAUCAUUGUACCAUGAUUGAUUUAAACUUAAAUUAUCUUGUUUUAAAUUAAACUGUUAAAAUGUGAAUUAAAAAAAAUUAUAUUAAAAUUUUCAAACCA